AUGACGUCCCGCCUCGUCUUGGUCAUUGGCGACCUUUUUAUUCCUGACAGGGCACCAUUUAAGAAACUCCUUACACCAGGCAAAAUCGGUCAAAUCCUGUGUCUAGGCAACCUUACCGAUCGUGAUACAUAUGACUUCCUCCGCCAAAUAGCGCCCGAUCUGCAGGUGGUGAAGGGUGACUUCGAUGUGGACUCUCCCAACCUCCCGCUCUCUAAGGUUGUCACGCAUGGGAGCUUACGGAUUGGCUUCACCCAUGGACAUACCAUUAUUCCACAGGGGGAUUCAGAGGCGCUGUUAAUUGCAGCAAGGCAGAUGGAUGUGGAUAUAUUAUUAUGGGGUGGCACACAUAAGUUCGAGGCGUACGAGAUGGAGGGCAGAUACUUCGUCAAUCCUGGCAGUGCGACUGGCGCCUUUACCACGGCGAGUGCGUCAAAGGGGGAAGAACCCCCCCCGAGCUUUUGCUUGAUGGAUGUGCAAGGGGAUGUUCUCGUGCUCUACGUUUACCAGAUACGAAUAGACGAGCAAGGUGCUGAGACCGUGGUUGUGGAGAAGGUGUCUUUCCGGAAACAAACAUCUCAGCCAACCUAA
Messenger RNA from Arthroderma uncinatum, 588 nucleotides. RefSeq names its product vacuolar protein sorting-associated protein 29. Gene Ontology annotation, cellular component: retromer complex; endosome. Bases 1 to 588 code for a protein of 195 amino acids. The record is from RefSeq and is a predicted model, not a curated record. Gene Ontology annotation, biological process: intracellular protein transport; retrograde transport, endosome to Golgi. The transcript is spliced from 3 exons. Lineage: Eukaryota; Fungi; Ascomycota; Eurotiomycetes; Onygenales; Arthrodermataceae.